GUCCUCUACACAGCCAUUCUAGUCAUUCUGAACGAUACCCUAGCCUACGUCUUUGGUGUGACGCUGGGGCGGCGAGCACUCUUGCCGACCAUUUCGCCCAAAAAAACCUGGGAAGGAUUUGCCGGGGCCGGGAUCACGACCAUGCUACUAUCACCGCUUGUUUGGAAGUUACUCUUCCACGGAUCGGACGCAACGGAACUCGUGAUCGAGUAUGGUCGGCACGGUCUGGUACUCAGUGUAUUCGUCAACACCUUGGCCCCCUUUGGGGGCUUUGUCGCCUCCACAUUGAAACGCGCGUACGGUCACAAGGAUUUUGGUACCCUCAUUCAAGGCCACGGAGGUUUGAUGGAUCGUCUCGAUUGUCAACUCUUCACGGCACCCUUUCUAUACCUAUACUUGCAA
This is a messenger RNA of Phaeodactylum tricornutum CCAP 1055/1, 402 nucleotides long. RefSeq lists its product with no specific name. Gene Ontology annotation, cellular component: endoplasmic reticulum membrane. The record is from RefSeq and is a predicted model, not a curated record. NCBI's taxonomy places the organism in Eukaryota, Bacillariophyta, Bacillariophyceae, Surirellales, Neidiaceae. The transcript has a single exon. Gene Ontology annotation, molecular function: phosphatidate cytidylyltransferase activity. The annotation marks the transcript as partial.